CAGGAUGCUGUGCCACGUUACGCUACGGUGCAUUUCGUUCAAAAUCCAGUUCAGUGUCAUUUUUGGUAUGGGAGCCAGCAAAUGGCUGUUUUUAUCCAGAUUUCACAAGUGCUUUAAGUAGGACAAGCGAGACUAAUAUAGUGCACUUCUAGGGACAGUAUUCCCUAGCCUCUUACAGCCACAGUAUAUCGCAGAAAGGUCACUAGACUUUGUCUGGGGACGCGUUGGUAACCGUGCAAUAUGCUAAAGAGGCUAGUUUUUUGUGUACGCUAAAAAAAAUUAUGAGAAGGAAAACAACUGCCAAGCGAGUUCUCGACCGCGAACACGAAGAUGAACGAGAAGAGGAUCACAUCGACGAAUGCAAAUCGCAAAGCGAUGUCUUAUGUCAUGGGCUGCAGAAAAGAAGAAAGCGUAUAUACUCCACAAAAGAGAGCGCAGAGGAGAAUUCGCCACCAGCCGCUGGCUUCCUGAAGUUCAAAACGAGGGCCUUUGGGCUCGAGGGCCCAGGUGUGGAGCACUUGGUCGAUGGCGAUUCUGCCCCCCAGGAAGUGGACUGUCUGCAGUUGCGCUCGAAGGCGGAGCUCGUUGCCAUGGUGCUGUGUAUGCAGAAGGAGAUGGAGAGUCUCCGGGAACAGAUUCGAUGUCUCACAGCGUGCGGAAAGCUGGCCCGGACGCUGGAGGCCCUGGUCGAGAGGACCCGGCUGUGGACCGACGGCGACCGCGGGACUCCGUCUCCCAGCAUGCACGGCGUGAUGGUCGAGGACGACGACCUGCUGGCGGCGGUGCUGAAUGGCCAGUGGGCGAAGGAGGAGGGGGGCUCCUCCCCAAACAUCCAGCCGGAACUCCACAACGGCCCCCAGAAGAACGGGCAGCCCGUCUUCCAAGAGUUCAUCUCCCCGGAGCUGCUGGACCGCUGCAACACCGGCACCACGGCCCAGAAGCUGACCAACGACCUGCUGCGCGGCCUGUACGAGCGCGACUGCCUGGCCUCCCACUCCAUCUCCGGCAUCGUCUACAACAAGCGCGGCCAGCCCAAACCGGCCCUGCCCAGCGAGGAGGUGCAGGCCAUCCUGAGAGCGGUGCAGCACUACUUCCCGGGGAAGACGGACGCGGAGAUCAAGGGCUACAUCCGGCAGAAGCUGCAGAACGAGGCCAAGCGGCUGAGGAAGAAGCCACACCUCCUGGCCAAGGCCGGGGAGGGCGCGCCGUCCAAUGAGGCGGCCCCGUUGCCGCACAGGGGCGGAGCGUCGCUACGGCAACCCGCGCAGACCUCCGGCAGCGCCGUGGCGACGGGCCCGGCCCCCCCAUUAGACCCCCCCUCUCGCCGCUGCGCGGACAGUCUCGCGGACGCCGUGAAGAGGUGAAGUCCGGUUUCACCGCCGCGGGAAACGCCAGGGUUUCAGUGACCCGACGGGUCCCGUUUCAUCGAGCCAAGCUUCUGCUCAACUUAAUGUAGAUGAUGAGCCCC
This is a messenger RNA of Conger conger (European conger), 1468 nucleotides long. RefSeq lists its product as uncharacterized. The record is from RefSeq and is a predicted model, not a curated record. Gene Ontology annotation, cellular component: nucleus. Gene Ontology annotation, biological process: positive regulation of neuron differentiation; negative regulation of Notch signaling pathway. Lineage: Eukaryota; Metazoa; Chordata; Actinopteri; Anguilliformes; Congridae. Bases 282 to 1364 code for a protein of 360 amino acids. The transcript is spliced from 7 exons. Gene Ontology annotation, molecular function: DNA binding; transcription corepressor activity.